CAUCAGUUUGUGUCUGAUGGGGCUCCUGCUGCCCUCUGGAAGGCCGCACAAGCCCCACGAAGCGACGAUUAUCUGUGAUCGGAUCGACUCCGACGAGGGAGGGCUGUUUCCGGGCUCUGCGGACAUUCCAGCGCCAUUGGAGGACACACCAUGGUAAGGGAAGCCGUCUUAUGGCGCAGAUCUGUCUCAUUCUGUGUUGUCAUCCAUCUGUUCUCUCAGGCGUUCGUUGAUGGGCGAGUGACGUAGCUCUCAGCACCAAAACAGAGGGCCGCUGAGCACCUGACCAGGUCAGUGAAGGACGGCAGAGAGCAACAAUGGACCAUUGCACUCUGUUUGUCUGUGUUUCGGUCUUCGCAGCUGUGGUCAAAUGGAGUCGGCGGCCAGCACAGCCGAGGCCACAGACGGCCACCCCUCGCCCCAAGCAGUGCUGACCAAGGCGAGAGACCUCUGCGAUGGCAUCCACACCAAAGAGGCCUACGACCAGACCGUCCUUCAGCGUGGUUCUGAGGCUCUGAGGCCCGACAUCGCGUCUGUCACGACCAACAUCUGCCAUCUCAUAGCCUCGGCGAGUGAUGCUCAUCUCAGGGCUGACGCCAUACAGCAGCUCGCUCGGCUUCUGCACAUUCUCCAAGUGGCUGUCACCAUGGGGCAGACAGCUGUGGACGAGCACAUCAAUGGCAUCCCCGAGAGAGCCAUAGCUGCGGGUGUGGUGCCUGUCUUGGUGGAGGAGCUGAGCGGAUGCGAGGAGGUGCAGCUUCAGGCAGCCACGGCCCUUAGGAUACUGGCGUUCCAUCAUGCGGCAGUGGUGGCCAGUGCGGGGGCCGUUCCGCCCCUGGUGCAGCUCGUGCCAUCACCCAAUGAACGUGUGUGUGGAGAGGCGAUUCUGGCGCUGUGCUUCAUCACACACGAUUCGGCCACCCGUCGCGAUGCCGUGCUGGCCGCCGGUGUCCUGCAGCCCCUGCUGACAGUGAUGCAUGAGAGUGAUAGCGCCGAUGCGCUCGCCUGCGGUGCCCACCUGGUGCACAGUAUGUCGCGUAUCCGGCCUCUGUCGGUCCCCCUGGCCGAGUUUGCCCGGUUCGUACCGGUGCUGGCCAGCCUCGUUGGGGACUUCGUUGGUGAGUUUGAGCAGCAUGAAGACGACCGUGUGCUGAUGUCGUCACGAGCAGCCUUGGCGGAAUUCGCGGGGUUGUGUGUCGGGGGCGAAGGUCAGUGAGGGUGCAUUGAUCGCUCAUUCAUGGCUCACUGUGUCGUACUGCCCCAGGUGACGAUGCUGCUCGUGACGCGUUGGUCCAGUGUGGCGCCGUGGCCCCGAUCAAGACCCUCCUGCAGAGUGCCGAUACAGUUGAAAUGAAGGGCACCGCGUGCAUGAUAGUGUACUUCGUGACUGCAGGUGAAGGAGAGUACCAUCACACACACACACACCAUCUCUCACGUCACGCGUAGCGUGCCUUCUGGUCCAUGGAUGCAGGUAGCACUGCUCACCGGCAGGCGAUCAUCGAUGGCGGGCUGGUGCCUGUGCUCGUCGACGUGGCGGCCAGCGAGGUCACCGGCGGGCAAGUGCAUGCCGGUCUGAAGCAGAUGGCGGGGAAGGCCAUCAUGAACAUUGUAGCCGAUGGAUCGCAGCAACAGGUGUGAAUCAACGUAUGUGUGCUCAUUCAUUCACUCAUUGGACCGUGUUUUUCGUCCAUUUUUUUAUGCAGAUGGAGCAGGUGGCUGAGUGCGGGGGCAUUUUCAGCGUCCCUGCGGCAUGCUCGAGGCCGACAAUCACGAUUUGCUCGUAAAGAUGACGCUCGUAGUGCUGCAAAAGAUACUCAUGUAAGUCCGCACCCAUGCCAUCGUGUGUUGCCCAUGUGUCUUGCCCAUGUCUGCUGCGUGUGUGCAGUGCGGGUGAGGAGAAGCAGGCCAACGAGGGCCUCCCCGACAACCCCUACCAACAACUAGUACACCAGGUUAGUGGACAAGAGAGGAGCAGAAAGCACCAGAACCCGACACACACGGCUUUCUUGCUCUACAUUCCGUGCAGGCCGGCGGUGUGGACAAGAUAGUGACGCUGCAGGCGCACGAUGAUGCUCAAAUUGCCCUGCAGGUGCCUGCCUGCACCCCAAGGGCCAGAACACACAUCAUGUCUUAUCUUAUGUUCAGGCUGUGGUAGUCCUCGCGCACUAUUUCCCGGCUCACGCCGACGCGCAGGUGCUGCUGGCGGCCGCGACUCUGGCGGCCUUUUACGGCAGCAUCCGCAAUUGAGGCGACAGACGACAGCAACGGUAGCAGUAGCGAUUGAGAGGGUGAUCGGCAGGAGGGCGGAGGGAUAGACAGAUCACUCCAUGUGGAUGGAUGGAUGGAUAGAUGUGUGUGUGCAUGACAAUGCCUCGUGUGUGUAGCCAGCUGGCCAGACGGAGGCAGUGGGAGACACGCUGCAUGACCGACCUGCCGUGUGUGUGUACAGACAGACUUUUCCCCUCCACUCACGUGAGCGACAACAGCAACGGCAGCAAUAGGGGGAGAGAUAGGCAGAUCACGCCAUGUGGAGGGAGAGAUGGGUGUUUUCAUGGAUAUACCCCGUGUGUUAGCUAGCCAGAGGGAGGGAGGGACACGCGUGGCUGACCGCAUGACCUGCUGCGUGAGUGUACAGACACAUUCUUUCUCCCCACUGGCAGUAUGCCGCAUCUUCAACCAUG
This is a messenger RNA of Vitrella brassicaformis, 2678 nucleotides long. The record is from the annotation of a GenBank genome assembly. NCBI's taxonomy places the organism in Eukaryota, Vitrellaceae.